This is a messenger RNA of Coccomyxa subellipsoidea C-169, 1110 nucleotides long. RefSeq lists its product as hypothetical. Gene Ontology annotation, biological process: small GTPase-mediated signal transduction. The record is from RefSeq and is a predicted model, not a curated record. The transcript is spliced from 9 exons. Bases 1 to 1110 code for a protein of 369 amino acids. Gene Ontology annotation, molecular function: GTPase activator activity. Lineage: Eukaryota; Viridiplantae; Chlorophyta; Trebouxiophyceae; Coccomyxaceae. Gene Ontology annotation, cellular component: cytoplasm.
AUGAAGUGGCAAUCGUACUCUGGUGUUGCGACCGAUGAUGGGGAACACACAGACAAGGAAAGCAGUGAUGGGCACUUCAUCUCAGGAGCACAGUCUACACAAGGUCUAGGAGCGCAAACACGCCCAGAGAGGAACAACACGGACCAACGGACGCACUCUGUGCUGGGGUUCGGUACCGAAAACACCGUUGAAGCUUUGAAGUCGAGGGGAAUGGGGCUUGCAAACUUCCUGCGGGACAAAACUGCAGCAGCCAGCGAAAGCCUCAAGCAGCGCGACUGGACCAGGGAGCAGCUUGCAAUCUCCUCGCUCAAGACCUGGAGCACAGGGGCAGCAGAGCGGGUGCAGAUAGCCACAGCACUGGGCAUCAAGCAGGCCAAGGACGGCAUCAGGUCCUUCGCAGGCGGCCCGCUCUCGAGCAUCUGCAAGCAGGAGGCGGCGAAUCGGCCCUGUCCGCGGAUAAUCCUGGUCUGCUGCACGCACCUCGUCACAGGGGGCCUCUCAGCAGAGGGCCUCUUCCAGAAGGAUGCCCCAGAGGACCUCGUGCACUUCCUGCUGGGUGCCUUCGAGGAAGGUGCUGGUGUUGUGAUGCCUCCACCAGGCACAUCGCCGCAUGUGGUGGCAAACACCCUGAAGCGCUUCCUGCUCACCCUGCCAGAGCCCCUCCUCACAUACAAGCUGCUGCCGCACUUCAUCCAGGCGGGGCUGGAGAGCCCAUCGCGCUGCGCCAUCAUCAUCAGCGAGCUGCCCGUGCCCAACCAGACCAGCCUCCAAAUCCUGCUCGAGACCCUCUACCGGGUGGCAGGGAACGCUGCGGAGAACGAGAUGGAUGCGCAUGCGCUGGCGCUGUCUCUCGCGCACUGCAUCGCCUGGCACCCACCGCCGCACCACGAGCGCAGAAGGGUGGGCACGGCGCGAGCAGGCGAGGCGGGCAGCGAUUAUGGGGACGGCUUCGCGGGUGAGUCACCCACGGGCGGAGGCGUGCGGACCGAUCUGUCGCCCGAUGAGAACGGGGCGAUCGUGGGGGCCCUGGAUUACUUAAUCUCCAAUUUCCAGCACCUGUACAGCGGCGAUGCCUCCCCGCUCUAUAGCACCACGCACACCCUGGAAUGA